Messenger RNA from Trichosporon asahii var. asahii CBS 2479, 3684 nucleotides. RefSeq lists its product as uncharacterized. The transcript has 3 exons. Gene Ontology annotation, molecular function: pyruvate carboxylase activity; ATP binding; metal ion binding. Gene Ontology annotation, biological process: pyruvate metabolic process; gluconeogenesis. The coding region runs from base 1 to 3684 and encodes 1227 amino acids. NCBI's taxonomy places the organism in Eukaryota, Fungi, Basidiomycota, Tremellomycetes, Trichosporonales, Trichosporonaceae. Gene Ontology annotation, cellular component: cytoplasm. The record is from RefSeq and is a predicted model, not a curated record.
AUGCGUUCUUCUCAACUCUUGGCACUCAAACGCGUCGUCACUCGUGUCCCCACCACUCGUGCAAUGUCUACUUCGCAAUGGCGGCAAUUUAAUUCCUCUCCUCAGGCUUGGGCCCAGCACCUUGGCCUCGACAAGUCCGCCCCUGCCACCCCUGGCACUCCCGGCUCCCCCGGCACCCCUAUCCAGACCGUCGACCGCGUCCGUAAGCAGCAGGCUGGCCACAAUGGCCCCCUCAAGAAGGUCCUCGUCGCCAACCGUGGUGAGAUCGCCAUCCGUGUCUUCCGUACUGCUCACGAGCUCGCCAUGAGCACGGUCGCCAUCUACUCGCACGAGGACCGCAUGUCCGCCCACCGUUACAAGUCGGACGAGUCCUACCUCGUCGGCAAGGGCCUCGCCCCCGUCGCCGCCUACCUCUCGCAGGACGACAUCAUCCGCAUUGCCCUCGAGCACGGUGUGGACAUGAUUCACCCCGGCUACGGCUUCCUUUCUGAGAACGCCGAGUUCGCCAAGAAGGUUGAGGCCGCCGGCAUUGCCUUCAUCGGUCCCCGCCCCGAGACCAUUGACGCUCUUGGAGACAAGACCAAGGCCCGUGACGUCGCUAUCAAGACCAAGGUCCCCGUCGUCCCCGGUACCCCCGGCCCCGUCGAGUCCUACAAGGAGGCUGAGUCCUUCAUCAAGGAGUACGGUUUCCCCGUCAUCAUCAAGGCUGCCAUGGGUGGUGGUGGCCGUGGUAUGCGUGUCGUCCGCGACGAGGCUUCGUUCAAGGACAACUUCGAGCGUGCCGUCUCCGAGGCCAAGUCCGCCUUCGGUGACGGAACUGUCUUCAUUGAGCGUUUCCUCGACAAGCCCCGCCACAUUGAGGUCCAGCUUCUUGCCGACUCGCAGGGCAACUGUGUCCACCUCUUCGAGCGUGACUGCUCCGUUCAGCGUCGUCACCAGAAGGUCGUUGAGGUCGCCCCCGCCCCUCACCUUGACGAGAACACCCGCCAGGCUAUCCUCAGCGACGCUCUGAAGCUCGCCCACGCCGUCGGCUACCGCAACGCCGGUACCGCCGAGUUCCUCGUCGACCAGCAGAACCGCCACUACUUCAUCGAGAUCAACCCUCGUAUCCAGGUCGAGCACACCAUCACUGAGGAGAUCACCGGCAUUGACAUUGUCGCUGCCCAGAUCCAGAUCGCCGCCGGCGUCACCCUUGAGCAGCUCGGCCUUACCCAGGACCACAUCCACCGCCGUGGCUUCGCUAUCCAGUCCCGUAUCACCACUGAGGACCCCGCUGCCGGCUUCCAGCCCGACACCGGAAAGAUCGAGGUCUACCGCUCGGCCGGUGGUAACGGUGUCCGUCUCGAUGCCGCCUCUGGUUACGCUGGUGCCCAGAUCACCCCCCACUACGACUCUCUCCUCGUCAAGUGCUCCGUCUCUGGUGCCACCUACGAGGUCGCUCGCCGCAAGAUGCUCCGUGCGCUCAUUGAGUUCCGUAUCCGUGGUGUCAAGACCAACAUCCCCUUCCUCAUCCGUCUCCUCACCCACCCCGUCUUCGAGUCUGGCCGCACCUGGACCACCUUCAUCGACGACACUCCCGAGCUCUUCAAGCUCGUCCAGUCGCAGAACCGUGCCCAGAAGCUUCUUGCUUACCUCGGUGACCUCACCGUCAACGGCUCGUCCAUCAUGGGCCAGUCUGGUGAGCCCGGCCUCAAGACCGAGGCCCUCAUCCCCUCGAUCGUCGACAAGGACGGCAAGAAGGUCGACACCUCUGUCUCGCAGCAGAAGGGCUGGCGUAACAUUAUUGUCAACGAGGGCCCCGAGGCCUUCGCCAAGGCUAUCCGCGCUUACCCCGGAUGCCUGAUCAUGGACACCACCUGGCGUGACGCCCACCAGUCGCUCCUCGCGACCCGUAUGCGUACCGUCGACAUGGCCAACAUUGCCAAGGAGACCUCGCACGCUCUCGCCAACGCCUACUCGCUUGAGUGCUGGGGUGGCGCCACCUUCGACGUCGCUAUGCGCUUCCUCUACGAGGACCCCUGGGAGCGUCUCCGCACUCUCCGCAAGCUUGUUCCCAACAUUCCCCUCCAGGCUCUUGUUCGUGGUGCCAACGCUGUCGGUUACACCUCGUACCCCGACAACGCCAUCUACGAGUUCUCCAAGAAGGCUGUUGAGAACGGUCUUGACAUCUUCCGUGUCUUCGACUCGCUCAACUACUUCGAGAACCUCAAGGUCGGUAUUGACGCCGCCAAGAAGGCCGGUGGUGUCGUUGAGGGUACCAUCUGUUACUCUGGCGACGUUGCCAACCCCAAGAAGACCAAGUACACCCUUGACUACUACCUCGACCUGACCAACAAGCUCGUUGGCGAGGGUAUCCACGUCCUCGGUAUCAAGGACAUGGCUGGUCUCCUCAAGCCCGAGGCUGCCACCAUGCUCGUUGGCGCCAUCCGCAAGGCUCACCCCAACCUCCCCAUCCACGUCCACUCGCACGACACUGCCGGUAUCGCCGUCGCUUCCAUGCUCGCCGCUGCCAAGGCCGGUGCCGACGUUGUCGACGUUGCCAUUGACGACCUCUCUGGUCUCACCUCGCAGCCCGCCAUGGGUGCCGUCUGCGCUGCCCUCGAGCAGUCCAACCUCGGCCCCGGCAUCUCGCACGAGAACAUUACUGCCCUCAACACCUACUGGUCGCAGAUCCGUCAGCUCUACCAGUGCUUCGAGGCCAACGUCCGUGCCUCCGACUCUGGUGUCUUUGACCACGAGAUGCCCGGUGGCCAGUACACCAACCUCCAGUUCCAGGCUUCGCAGCUCGGCCUCGGCACCCAGUGGAUCGAGAUCAAGAAGGCCUACCAGGAGGCUAACCAGCUCUGUGGUGACAUUGUCAAGGUCACCCCCUCGUCCAAGGUUGUUGGAGACUUUGCCCAGUUCAUGGUCUCGAACAAGCUUACCCCCGAGGAGGUCAUCGAGCGCGCUGACAAGCUCGACUUCCCCUCGUCGGUCGUCGAGUUCUUCCAGGGCUACCUCGGCCAGCCCGUCGGCGGCUUCCCCGAGCCUCUCCGCUCCAAGAUCAUCCGCGACAAGCCCAAGAUCGACCAGCGCCCCGGUCUCUCGAUGAAGCCCCUCGACUUCAAGAAGAUCAAGGCCGAGCUCCGUGAGCAGUACGGCAACCAGAUCAACGACAACGACGUCAUGUCGUACGUCAUGUACCCCGCUGUCUUCAAGGAGUUCCAGAAGUUCCUCGAGUCGUACGGCGACCUUUCGGUCGUCCCGACCCGCUGGUUCCUGGGCAAGCCUCAGAUUGGCGAGGAGAUGGCCAUCCCCAUCGAGCAGGGCAAGACCCUGACCGUCAAGCUCUUAGCUGUUGGACCCCUCGACACUAACAAGGGUACCCGUGAGGUCUUCUGGGAGCUCAACGGAGAGACCCGCGCCGUUGUUGUUACCGACAAGAACGCCGCUGUCGAGGUCGUCACCCGUGAGAAGGCCACGUCCGAGCCCGGCUCCGUCGGCGCCCCCAUGGGCGGUGUCGUCGUCGAGGUCCGCGUCAAGGAGGGCCAGGACGUCAAGGCCGGCGACCCCAUUGCCGUUCUGUCCGCUAUGAAGAUGGAGUCCGUCGUGUCCGCCCCCGUGUCCGGAAAGGUUGCGCGCGUGCUCGUCGCCGAGAACGACUCGCUCGGCUCUGGCGAUCUUAUGGUCGAGAUUACCCACUAG